UCCGCUGUUCUAGUCUGUUUGUGUUUUGACUAUUUACUGUGGAGCUCUUCUCUUCUCCUAUUCAGCUCUAGUUCGAGCUGAAAGAGGCUGACAGUCAGCGUUUCCCGCUUCGUAAAAAGAAGAAGCAGGAGAAGGAUGGCGUCCGACUCUCCCCGCAGACCGAGCCGCUGUGCCGGGGGAGUUUUGGUCCGAGCUCAAGCUGCUACGGAGCAGUCAUACAUGGAAAGUGUUGUCACCUUCCUGCAGGAUGUGGUCCCUCAGGCAUAUACUGGAGCGCCACCUACUGAUGAGAAAGAGAAAAUCAUUUGGGUUCGAUUUGAGAAAGCAGACAUUAAUGACACAGCUCGUAACCCAGAGUUUUUGGAGAUGCACAGCGGCACCUCAGACCCGCCCCUCCUCCUCAUGAUUGGCUACGCUGAUGGCAUGCAGAUCUGGAGCAUAUCUUUGGCAGGAGAAGCCCAGGAGCUGUUCUCGGUGCGUCAUGGACCUGUUCGAGCUGCUCGGAUUCUUCCUGCUCCUCACAUCAGUCCUCUGAAAGCAGACGGCUUUGCUGAGAAGAGGCCAUUGCUGGGGGUCUGCAAGAGCGCAGGGUCUUCAGGGACCAGCCCACCUUAUUGUUGUGCUGACUUGUAUUCUUUACGGACAGGCGAAAUGGUUAAAUCCAUUCAGUUCAAGACACCAAUCUAUGAGCUCCACUGCAACAAACAUAUUCUUGUGGUGAGCCUUCAAGAGAAAAUUGCAGCCUUUGACAGCUGCACUUUCACCAAGAAGUUCUUCGUUACAAGCUGCUAUCCGUGCCCCGGUCCCUGCCUCAAUCCAAUAGCUCUGGGAAGCCGCUGGCUCGCCUACGCUGAGAACAAGUUAAUAAGAUGUCACCAGUCUCAUGGAGGAGCCUGUGGCGACAACGCACAGUCCUACACAGCUACAGUGAUCAAUGCUGCUAAAACUUUGAAAACAGGCCUAACAAUGGUGGGUAAAGUUGUGACCCAGCUGGCCGGCACCCUACCGGCAGGCACACCCGACGAAGAGGGAACCCCUCACAGUGCAAGUCGCCGCAGCCCUCAUAGUCCUGGCGUGAUCACCAUCAUUGACACGGACAAUGUUGGCGAAGGACAGGUCCUGGUGAGUGAGGACUCGGACGGAGAGGGAGUGGUGGCUCACUUUCCAGCCCAUGACAAACCCAUAUCCUGCAUGCAAUUCAACCCUAGUGGAAUGCUCCUGGUGACAGCCGACACACUGGGCCAUGACUUCCAUGUCUUCCAGAUCCUCACCCACCCUUGGGCUUCCUCACAGAGUGCUGUUCACCAUCUCUAUACCCUGCACCGGGGGGAGACCGAGGCCAAGGUCCAAGACAUGUGCUUUAGUCAGGACAGUCGCUGGGUAGCCAUCAGCACCCUUCGAGGCACCAGCCACGUGUUUCCAAUCAACUCUUAUGGUGGCGCACCCUGUGCCCGCACCCACAUGUCCCCGCGGGUGGUGAACCGGAUGUCGCGCUUCCAAAAAAGCGCCGGCCUGGAGGAGAUCGAGCAAGAGCUGAACAGGGCGGCUGCUGUUGGUGGAGGAGGAGCUGGAGGCAUGGGAGGAAGCAGCUGCAUUCUGGGUGGAGGAGGCGGCAUGGGCGGCCGCUGCAGUCCCAUACCUGGCAUGUCCAGCAGCCCCUCAGGGUCUCCACUGCAUGCCAAGCUGAGCAACCAGGAUUCAUACAACAACUUCACCAACAACAACAUGGGGAACCCUCGGCUCACGCCGCUGCCCAGCCUCACCGUGGUGCUGCCUCUGGCUCAGAUCAAGCAGCCCAUGACGCUGGGCACCAUCACCAAGCGCACUGGACCUUACCUCUUUGGGGCGGGAUGUUUUGCCAUUAAAACUCCAUGCAAAGCUAAACCACCCCCCCAGAUCUCUCCGAGCAAGUCCAGUGGAGGAGAGUUCUGCGUUGCUGCCAUCUUUGCCUCGUCCCGCUCCUGGUUCCUCACGAAUCCAAACAUGAAGAGAGAGAAAGAUCAGACCAGGCAGUCGGUUGUGGACUCACUGUACAUAAUCAGUUGCUAUGGUAAUGUGGUGGAGCAUGUCCUGGAGCCUCGGCCAAUUAGCACUGCACAAAAGAUUAGCGACGAGACUCCGCUGGAGCUGAGCACCUCUCCCAGAGCAUGCUGGAACUUAGCCAGGACUCCGCAGUGGAACGAGUUGCAGCCACCUUUCAUCUCCAACCACCCACUGGUGCUGGCCUCAGAUCUGGUUCAGUACUAUCAGUAUCUCCUCGCUGGGAUUCCUCCCUGCAGCCCGGGUCCAAUCACACGUCAUGAGUCAUCCGACAGCUUGGCAUCAGACCACAGUGGCCAAGACGAUGAAGAAUGGCUCUCUCAGGUGGAGAUAGUGACCCAUACUGGUCCCCACCGUCGCCUGUGGAUGGGCCCCCAGUUCCAGUUCAAGACGAUUCACUCAUCAGGUCAGACCACAGUCAUCUCCUCAUCAUCCUCAGUGCUCCAGUCCCACGGCCCCUCCGAUGUACAGCAGCCACUUUUGGACUUUGACACAGAUGACCUGGAUCUACGCAGUCUUCGAAUCCAGCCAGUACGCUCCGAGCCAGUCAGCAUGCCCGGUUCAUCUCGGCUGCUGACCGACCGCAGAGGACAAACCAACAUCAUGGAUGCCGGCUCAGGUAGGAAGCUUCCUGUCUUUUCUGAUCCGGGGUCCAUCAUUUGA
Messenger RNA from Poecilia latipinna (sailfin molly), 2703 nucleotides. It is a transcript of the gene bcas3, whose product is annotated as BCAS3 microtubule associated cell migration factor. Gene Ontology annotation, biological process: autophagy; response to starvation. Gene Ontology annotation, molecular function: protein binding. The record is from RefSeq and is a predicted model, not a curated record. Gene Ontology annotation, cellular component: cytoplasm. Lineage: Eukaryota; Metazoa; Chordata; Actinopteri; Cyprinodontiformes; Poeciliidae. The coding region runs from base 136 to 2703 and encodes 855 amino acids. The transcript has 23 exons.